AUGGUAGAUUUAUUGAUUGUUACUAUUGCUCCAGUAUUUAUUGGUGCAAAUGGAAUUUUAGCCAUCGAUAAAAAUUCAACAGACAGUCAAAUAGAAGAAGAAAUUAAUGAUACUUUUCCAAAGUUAGUAAACGUAAAAUAUGAACAAUUCGGUAGAGAUAUUGUUUUAGCUUCUUAUGCUUUACCUUAA
Molecule: messenger RNA, 189 nt
Organism: Racocetra fulgida
Lineage: Eukaryota; Fungi; Glomeromycota; Glomeromycetes; Diversisporales; Gigasporaceae
Source: the annotation of a GenBank genome assembly